This is a messenger RNA of Ochotona curzoniae (black-lipped pika), 2125 nucleotides long. Its product is annotated as UDP-glucuronosyltransferase 2B13-like. The transcript is spliced from 6 exons. The record is from RefSeq and is a predicted model, not a curated record. Bases 8 to 1600 code for a protein of 530 amino acids. Lineage: Eukaryota; Metazoa; Chordata; Mammalia; Lagomorpha; Ochotonidae. Gene Ontology annotation, molecular function: UDP-glycosyltransferase activity.
CACCAAGAUGUCAACAAAACACGCUCCAGUUCUGCUGCUGCUGCUACAGCUGAGUUGCUGCUUCAGCUCUGGGAGUUGUGGAAAGGUGCUGGUGUGGCCGAUGGAAUUCAGCCAUUGGAUGAAUCUGAAGACAAUCUUAGAUGAGCUUGUCCAGCGAGGCCAUGAAGUAACUGUUGUGAAAUCUUCAGUUUCUCAUCUAAGUGAUCCUAACAAAAAAUCUGCAAUCAAAUUUGAAACUUUUCCUACAUCUUUCGCUGGACAUGAGCUGUAUGACUUUUUUACACAAUGGGCAGAUAGAUGGAUAUAUAUGGUUCAAAAAGAUACAUACUGGGAAUAUUUUUCAGAACUUCAAGAAUUCUUCUCAGGAUAUUCUAGUUAUUAUUUAAAACUCUGUAAAGAAGUUGCGUUGAGCAAGGAACUUAUAAUAAAACUACAAGAAUCAAGGUUUGAUGUUGUUCUUGCGGAUCCUUUUGCUCCCUGUGGGGAGCUUCUGGCGGAGCUGCUUAAAAUACCCUUAGUAUACAGUGUACGCUUUACUCCUGGCUACACAUUGGAGAGGCAGAGUGGAGGACUUAUCUUGCCUCCUUCCUACGUACCAAUUAUUCAGUCUGGUUUAGGUGGCCAAAUGACAUUCAUAGAAAGGGUGAAAAAUAUGAUAUGCCUGCUUUGUUUUGACUUUGGGUUUAAAAUGUUCAAUGAGAAGUGGGAUCAGUUAUACAGUGAAGUACUAGGAAGACCUACUACUUUCUCUGAAAUAGCAGGGAAAGCUGACUUUUGGCUCGUUCGAAGUUAUUGGGAUUUCGAGUUUCCUCAUCCGUUCCUGCCAAAUUUUGAUUUUAUUGGAGGACUUCAUUGCAAACCCGCCAAACCUCUGCCAAAGGACAUGGAAGACUUUGUGCAGAGCUCUGGAGAAGAGGGAGUUGUGGUGUUUUCUUUGGGCUCAAUGAUCAGUAACAUGACAGAAGAGAGGGCCAAUGUGAUCGCAUCAGCGCUUGCCCAGCUUCCACAAAAGGUUAUUUGGAGAUAUGAGGGCAUGAAGCCAGCUCAUUUAGGAGCCAAUACUCAGCUGUAUAAGUGGAUCCCCCAGAAUGACCUUCUUGGUCAUCCAAAAACCAAAGCUUUUGCUACUCACGGUGGAGCCAAUGGCAUCUAUGAGGCAAUCUAUCAUGGCAUUCCUAUGGUGGGCAUUCCUUUAUUUGCGGAACAACCUGAUAACGUUGCCUACAUGAGGGCCAAGGGAGCAGCAGUUACACUGGACUGGAAAACAAUGUCAAGUGCAGACUUACUCAAUGCCCUGAAGACAGUUAUCCAUGAUCCUUCGUACAAAGAGAAUGUUAUGAAAUUAUCAAGAAUUCAUCAUGAACAGCCUUUGAAGCCCCUGGACCGAGCCGUCUUCUGGAUCGAGUUUGUCAUGCGCCACAAAGGAGCCAAACACCUUCGGCCAGCUGCCCACAAUUUGACCUGGUACCAGUACCACUCUCUGGAUGUGGCUGGGUUCCUGCUGGCCUGUGUGGCAAUUGUUACUAUCCUUGCCAUCAAAGUUUGUUUGCUUAUUUAUAAAAAGCUUUUUAAGACAGGAAAAAAGAAUAAAAGGGAUUAGAGAUCCUUCAGACCUAAGGAUAGCAGCUAUGACGUGAAACCAGCCCUUUAGUAUUAAGGAAUAAGAAUUUUCUAGAUGUGAUACGCUUGCUCUAAGUCCCAAAGUGUGGCAAGAUUUCCCUCAACAUUCUAUAAGACCUUUGUCUUUAUUUGUCUACUUCUUUUUUUCUUGAUUCAUCAUUAGGGAAGGAACCAUUCUGAUCUCUGAAAUCCUCAAAUAAUUCUACUUCAAUUUUGAUACACAUCAUAUCUGAAGCAAAAGGAUUCAUUGAAUCUUUAGCCUGCUGAUUUGUGAAGAACAAGAAAUCUCAAGAUUUUAGUCUACAUUUCAGAAACAUUGUCUAUUUGAACAAAAUGCAAUCAAGUAGGAAAACCCAAGCCGGAUCUUUAUUAAAAAUGGCAAAAUGAAUUUUUUUAGCAGUGAGAAUUCUAGCCAAGUUCAGUGAAGGUAUUACACUUAAGAGACCAGGUGGGCAUCUCAAUAAAGAACGGAGAGUCCAGUCCACAUGCAGACUGGAAUUUUCUG